Frieseomelitta varia is the source of this 1860-nucleotide messenger RNA. Its product is annotated as FAD synthase-like. The coding region runs from base 206 to 1609 and encodes 467 amino acids. The record is from RefSeq and is a predicted model, not a curated record. The transcript has 11 exons. Lineage: Eukaryota; Metazoa; Arthropoda; Insecta; Hymenoptera; Apidae.
ACUUGACAAGUGAAAGUGAUAACAUAGAAAAAGGUUAUAAUUAGUACGAUUUAAAUAAAAUUACGAGGUCGGCUACUUUGCAUAAUAACAUGUGAAAGAAUAUAAGAAAUUCGUAAAUUUUCUCACAGAGCUGUGAACAUAUGCAGAAACAUUCGUUGCAUUGCAGAAAGCACGUACGUAUCGUUAAGAGUGAGGUUAAAGCGUUAUGAUAAAUUUACAUCGAUAUAAGGUGGUGAAGAUUUUAUUGAAAUGUUGUUGGCGAACAAACAUAAAUUGGACAGUAAUUCGGUUAAAAACUGACGAGAGACACCCUACUGCCGGAAUAAUUGUAAUAGGAGAUGAAAUUCUGAAAGCGCAAGUGAAAGAUACCAAUUGUUUUUAUGCGUGUAAGCUGCUUUACAAACAUGGAGUCAAGGUUCAGAAAAUUGCGGUCGUACGAGACAACCUUGAAGAUAUUUCCAAAGAGGUAAAAUAUUUUUCCAAAAUGUUCAACUACGUUUUUACAUCUGGCGGUAUUGGCCCAACUCACGACGAUGUUACGUACGAAGCUGUAGCAUUGGCCUUUAACGACUCGUUGCAUUAUCAUCCAACAUUGGUGAAUAUCAUAGAAAAUUAUUUCAAAGCUGGAACAUUUCCCUCGCCUGCUUAUAAAAUGGCACAUAUACCGACUAAAUCUGUGCUUAGAUUUGGGACAAACGAGAUCACAGGUAAAAAGCUUACUUAUCCGUUUGUAAUGGUGGAAAAUGUUUAUAUUUUUCCUGGUUCGCCCACAUUUUUUGAAACAUCCUUUCAGACGUUAUGCAAGGAAUGUUUUGCCAAUUACAAAAGUUUUGCAGCAACCGAAGUUUACAUAAAUGCAAAAGAGGAAUCGUUUGCAGACGUUUUGUAUGCAAUUGCGCGAGAAUGUCCAAAUGUUACCUUUGGCUCGUAUCCGGAAUAUAACAGGUAUUACAAGGUGCGUGUAACGAUCGAAAGUGAAAAUGAAAAAGACACCGAAGCAGCAAAAACAAUGUUCUGUAAUCGUAUUCCGAGAGAUGUUCUGGUACAUUACGAUCGCACGCCACACAUAGACUGCACGUCAAAGUACGACGCACUGAUUCAAAGGUCCCAACGUCGAUCAGUUUAUGAGCGUUCCUUCAAGAAAUUCGUAAAUUAUUAUGAGAAACCUGAGCACGUUUGGAUAUAUUUGGACGGCAGCGAGGAGUCAGUUCUUAUGGUACAUCUUGCUCGAAUCGCUAGUGACAAACUGCGACAUUGUUCAAAGCUGCGUACAAUUUGUCUUGAAUCGGAUAUACAGAAGAUGGGUACUGAUGAAUUUAUCCAUGAGCUUAAGAACAGAUAUAAUAUCGAGAUGUAUAAAUUGGAAUGCAAGGAAAGAGACGCCGUUUGCACAAUAAGUAAUUUUGCUGCAUUAAAACCAGAAUUACGAGUGUUGCUGGUUGGAAAACGACUGAAUAGUAAGAAAGAAACGUACAAUGAUAUUGCACGAUUAAACGGCGAUUAUUCUUCGUUUGUGCAAGUACAUUUUCCUCUCAUUGAUUGGACAGACGACGACGUCAGAGAUUUCUUUAGUUGGCUCUGUUUACCUUACAAUAGAACUGAAACUUAAUAAAAUCGGUACAAGAUAGAAAAGAUAGCAAAUUAAGAAAAAGUCAGAAAAAGAUGACAAUUGUUUUGGAUUUAGGAUCGAGAUAGCUGUGAAAUUUUGUAUCUGUCGAUUGAUUCAGUAUCGAGUUAUUGUAUGACCAGUGAUCUUCCUUUAUACAAAAAGGAAAUUAAUAAAAAAGAAAUUCACGCCAAAGUUGUUCAAAAUCGUAUUAAAAUUAGAUUAUAAUCGAAAAAUUACCAGAAAUUGUUAAA